UUUUUUGUUCUUCAAAAUGGAUUAUGGAUCAGACCAUCAUCCACCAGGAACAGAACAAGAAGAACAAGUCCAAGAGGAAUACAAGUUAUGGAAAAAGAAUUCACCUUUUCUUUAUGACAUUGUGAUUACGCAUGGCUUAGAAUGGCCUAGUUUAACAUGCCAGUGGUUUCCUGAUGUAGAAAGUCGUCCUGACAAGAAUUAUAAAACACAGCGUCUUUUGUUAGGUACACAUACGAAUGAUGAAGAACCCAACUAUCUUUUGAUUGCUUCAGUACAACUCCCUAAUAACACACAAGAUAUUGAUCUUCGAAAAUAUGAAGAAACCACAAAUGAAAUCGGUGGUUAUGGUACAUUCAAUGAUGCGCAGAUCCAUAUUCAACAAAAGAUUGUUCAUGAAGGCGAAGUCAAUCGAGCACGAUACCAAUAUGAGAACCCAAACAUCAUUGCUACCAAGUCAAGAUCAGGUGAUGUGUAUGUGUUUGACAGAACCACGCAUGGUUCUAUGCCUAGAGAAAAUGAACCCUUUCAUCCUGCAUUAAGGCUAAAGGGACAUCAUGCUGAAGGGUACGGACUUGCAUGGAAUCCACAUAAAUCAAAAUCCAAUCAUGUCUUGAGUGCUGGAUCAGAUCAACUUGUGUGUCAUUGGGAUAUUGCUGCUGCAUCCAAAGAAAACCGUCAUUUAGAUCCACUCAGAACCUAUCGAGGACAUACAGCAGGUGUGAUGGAUGUAGCAUGGCAUAUGCGACAUGAUUCCAUCUUUGCUUCUUGUGGUGAUGAUAAGCAAUUAAUGAUUUGGGAUACAAGAGAUGUAUCAGCCAAUGCUAUUCAUUGUGUCAAGGCACAUGAUUCAGAAAUCAACUGUGUGGGAUUCAGUCCAAGCAAUGAGUGGAUUUUGGCCACUGGUUCAUCUGAUAAGACAGCAGCCCUGUGGGAUUUACGCAAUUUGAGUAACCCAUUACAUACAUUAGAAGGUCACGGGGAAGAGAUUGUUCAAUUAGCAUGGUCACCUCAUCAAGAUGCUAUCUUAGCCACUGCAAGUAAUGACAAACGAGUCUUUGUAUGGGAUUUAGCCAGAAUAGCAGAUGAACAGUCUGUAGAAGAAGCACGAGAUGGUCCCCCUGAAUUGAUGUUUAUUCAUGGUGGUCAUUCUGGUAACAUGUCUGAUUUUGGCUGGAAUCCUGCUGUGCCUUGGAUGAUAGCCAGUACUGCAGAAGACAAUAUGGUGCAAGCAUGGCAGAUAGCAAGUACUAUCUAUGGUCAAGAGGAACAAGACGAAUCUGAUAAAAUGGAAUACACGUGUGUUUAAUCGUGAGCCAAUCAAAUAGAUGAUAAGGAGGGAAUAAACUCCUUGAAUAUGCUUAUCAAAAAUUUUCAAUGGUGAUUGGCCCAUUUUUAAUUUUAUGAAAAGAACGUUUUUUUAAAAUACCGGUUCCUUGAUAACAAAGCGCACGUUUCUUGCGCGAGAUAAGAGAAAUAUGACGCGGGAAUAAGAAGAUAUAUAAAUGCAGCCCCCCUUUUUUUUUUUCUUUAUUUCUCUCUUCUUUAU
Molecule: messenger RNA, 1546 nt
Organism: Gilbertella persicaria
Lineage: Eukaryota; Fungi; Mucoromycota; Mucoromycetes; Mucorales; Choanephoraceae
Product: WD-40 repeat-containing protein
Exons: 9
Coding region: 17-1306 (429 amino acids)
Biological process (GO): regulation of gene expression
Cellular component (GO): nucleus
Molecular function (GO): histone binding
Source: RefSeq, a predicted model, not a curated record